CUCUCUCUCUCUCUCUCUCUCUCUCUCUCUCUCCAGAACAAGACUACUAAACUAGUAUAUGCUGUGCUGUGAGUAGAGUGAUCUGCGAAGAAUACCGAAGAUGAGGAAGCGAGAUUUAGCUAUUUUGAUGCUCGCCGCUUUCGCUAUUUUCUUCUCUCUGCAGCACCAAGGCGAUUUUUCAUUCAAAGAGGCGUGGUUCCAUCUUUCUGAUGAAUACCCAAUCAAGUACGAGGCUGAGCGUCUUCCCCCACCAAUCGUGGCUGAUCUUAAUGGUGAUGGGAAAAAAGAGGUUCUUGUUGCCACUCAUGAUGCCAAAAUUCAGGUUUUGGAGCCUCACGCAAGGCGUGUAGACGAAGGAUUCAGCGAAGCACGUGUGCUUGCAGAUGUUUCCCUGUUACCUGACAAGAUUCGCAUUGCAUCUGGGAGACGUGCUGUAGCCAUGGCCACAGGAGUUAUUGAUCGAGUUUAUAAGCCUGGACAAGCCUUGAAGCAGGUCCUAGUUGUUGUUACAUCAGAUUGGUCGGUAAUGUGUUUUGAUCACAACCUCCACAAGCUAUGGGAGACCAAUUUGCAGGAGGAUUUCCCACAUCAUGCUCACCAUAGGGAGAUAGCCAUCUCCGUAAGUAAUUAUACUGUAAAGCAUGGGGACACAGGUUUAGUAAUUGUUGGUGGAAGGAUGGAAAUGCAGCCCCAUAUGCACAUAGAUCCUUUUGAAGAAAUUGAGAUGAUAGAGAGAGAUGCCGAGCAGCACAGAAGAAGUGCUAACGAAAAGGAAGCUUCUGAAAAUUCCGGAACCGUUGAUUUACGCCAUUUUGCUUUUUAUGCCUUUGCGGGUCGAACUGGCAUGCUUCGAUGGAGUAGAAAGAAUGAGAAUAUUGAAGCACAUUCUUCAGAUGCGUCACAAUUGAUUCCGCAACAUAACUACAAGCUUGAUGUUCUUGCUUUGAACAGUCGUCAUCCUGGAGAGUUUGAAUGUAGGGAAUUUAGAGAAUCAAUUCUUGGAAUCAUGCCGCAUCAUUGGGAUAGGCGGGAAGACACUCUGUUGAAAUUUGCGCACUUCAGGCGGCACAAAAGGAAGGCACUAAAGAGACUACCUGGAAAAGCUACCAAUUACCCCUUCCACAAGCCCGAGGAAAACCAUCCCGCAGGAAAAGACCCUACGAAGAAAAUAUCAAACGCUAUCAGAAAAGUUGUAAAUUAUGCUGGCUCAGCUAAAUCCAAAAAGCCAUUGCCUUAUAUUCCUACCAUAACAAAUUACACUCAACUCUGGUGGGUUCCUAAUGUUGUUGUGGCUCAUCAAAAGGAAGGUAUUGAAGCUGUUCAUUUGGCAUCUGGCCGCACAUUGUGUAAGCUUCAUCUUCAAGAGGGUGGCCUCCAUGCUGAUAUUAAUGGAGAUGGGGUCCUUGAUCAUGUCCAGGUUGUUGGGGGAAAUGGUGCUGAGCAGACUGUUGUAAGUGGAUCUAUGGAAGUGCUUCGACCAUGUUGGGCUGUUGCAACAUCUGGUGUGGCAGUACGCGAACAACUUUUCAAUGCAUCUAUAUGUCAUCAUUCCCCUUUUAACUUAUUCCAACAUGGAGACUUUUCCAGAAGCUUUGGUCGAACUAUAGAUGCAAGUACUUUAGAGGUGGCGACCCCUAUUCUCAUCUCAAGAAGUGAUGGUCAUCGGCAUCGUAAGGGAAGCCACGGAGAUGUUGUGUUCUUAACAAAUCGAGGGGAGGUAACUUCAUACUCUCCUGGCUUGCAUGGCCAUGAUGCUGUCUGGCAAUGGCAGCUAUUGACAGGUGCGACGUGGUCAAACCUCCCGUCUCCGUCAGGAAUGAUGGAAUCUGGUAUGGUGGUCCCCACAUUGAAGGCAUUCACCUUGCGUGUGCAUGAUAAUCAAGAAUUAAUCCUUGUGGGUGGAGAUCAAGAAGCUUUACUGAUAUCUCCUGGAGGAAGUAUAUUAGCAUCCAUAGAUCUUCCAGCUCCUCCCACACAUGCCUUGGUCUGUGAGGAUUUCUCAAAUGAUGGGCUAAUUGACCUUAUCCUUGUGACUUCUAAUGGUGUCUAUGGCUUUGUUCAGACAAGGCAACCGGGUGCCCUCUUCUUUAGCACACUGGUAGGUUGUCUUAUAAUUGUAAUGGGAGUAAUAUUUGUCUCCCAACACCUGAACUCUAUGAAGGGGAAACCUCGAGCUUCAGCUGGUCAUAUGUGAUACCGUUGUUUUGUGCUGUGUAUACUUGAUGGUCGAGUUUUUACUCGGAGGAGAACCAGAUAUGGGAAGAUUUGCAGCUCACUGAAAAUGCUCAUUUACUGUCCCGAGGUCAGAGAAAGAAGUUGGGGAGUCCUUUAAACUUGGGGAACAGCAUGAGUUCAUUAUGGGUCUAAUGGUUUCAGGUGGCAUUUCACAUGGCUUCCUCCCUCUGUCGAGAUCAACCUCCAUGUUAAUGGAGCUCUUAGAUGUAAUGUAAUCUUUCUAAUGUUUAUGUCGGAGAGAGAUUUGAAGAAUUUUUCAGAGGACUUUGCUAAAAGAUUUGGGUAUUAACUUACAGUAAGUGUUUUCUGUUGGCAAUAUUUUUGGCUUUCUGGAGUAUGGGUUGACUUGUUUUUCUGUUAGCCACAUCAAAGUAUUACUGCGUCGGACAUUCUUUAGCUAGUAAAUAGGAUGUUUUUUCUGUACUAUGAACCUAACCUUCAAUGAAGUGUUGUUGCAUCUUCUGAA
Messenger RNA from Ilex paraguariensis (yerba mate), 2701 nucleotides. The record is from the annotation of a GenBank genome assembly. NCBI's taxonomy places the organism in Eukaryota, Viridiplantae, Streptophyta, Magnoliopsida, Aquifoliales, Aquifoliaceae.